This is a messenger RNA of Poecilia latipinna (sailfin molly), 1353 nucleotides long. Its product is annotated as E3 ubiquitin/ISG15 ligase TRIM25-like. The transcript has a single exon. NCBI's taxonomy places the organism in Eukaryota, Metazoa, Chordata, Actinopteri, Cyprinodontiformes, Poeciliidae. The record is from RefSeq and is a predicted model, not a curated record. Gene Ontology annotation, molecular function: zinc ion binding. The coding region runs from base 1 to 1353 and encodes 450 amino acids.
AUGGCUCAGAGAGGAAUUCAGAUGGAGAAAAUCUCCUGUUCCAUCUGUCUGGAUCUACUGAAGGAUCCGGUGACUAUUCCCUGUGGACACAGCUACUGUAUGAACUGUAUUAAAGAUCACUGGGAUGGAGAAGAUCAGAGGAGGAUCCACAGCUGCCCUCAGUGCAGGAAAGAGUUCAUACCAAGGACUGUCCUGGAGAAAAACAUCAUGCUAUCAGAGUUGGUAGAGGAUAUGAAGAAGAUUGGAUUUCAAGCUGCUCCUGCUGAUCACUGCUAUGCUGGACCUGAAGAUGUGGCCUGUGAUGUCUGUACUGGGAGGAAGAUGAAAGCUGUCAAGUCCUGUCUGGUUUGUUUGGUUUCUUAUUGUGAAAACCACCUCCAACCUCAUUAUGAUGUCUAUGGACUCAAGAAACACAAGCUGGUGAAUCCCUCCAAGAACCUCCAGCAGAACAUCUGCUCUCGUCAUGAUGAGGUGAUGAAGAUCUUCUGUCGUACUGAUCAGCAGUGUAUCUGUUAUCUCUGCAAUAUGGGGGAACAUAAAGGCCAUGAAACAGUCCCAGCUGCAGCAGAAAGAGCUGAGAAGCAGAAGGAGCUCCAGGAGAGUCGACAACAAAUCCAUCAGAGAAUCCAGGACCAAGAGAAAGAUGUGAAGCUGCUUCAACAGGAGGUGGAGGCCAUCAAUGUCUCUGUUGAUAAAGCAGUGGAGGACAGUGAGAAGAUCUUCACUGAGCUGAUCCGUCUCAUCCAGAAAAGAAGCUUUGAGGUGAAGCAGCAGAUCAGAUCCCAGCAGGAAACUGAAGUGAGUCAAGUCAAAGAUGUUCAGGAGAAGCUGGAGCAGGAGAUCACUGAGCUGAAGAGGAAAGACGCUGAGCAGGAACAGCUCUCACACACAGAGCAUCACCCCCAGUUUCUCCUCAACUACCCCUCACUGCCAGCACUCAGGGAGUCGACACACUCAUCCAGCAUCAACAUCCGUCCUCUGAGACACUUUGAGGACGUGACAGCAGCUGUGACAGAGCUCAGUGGUGUAAUUCAAGACAUCCUGAAAGACACAUCUACGAACAUCUCACUGAAGGUCACUCAGGUGGAUGUUUUAUUGUCAGGACCAGAACUAAAACCAAAGACCAGAGGUGAAACACCCUCCACCUCCCAUUUGCACCUACUGCAUCCUGCCCUGUCACCCACUCUGCCCCUGGGAAACAAACCACCCCCUCAACUACCGCUCUCUACUGCACAUCAGGAGAACCAGAAUCAUAGACCAGAGCUGAUACCCCCUCACCUUCCAUAUGCACCUACAGUAGUCUCUCAUCCUUGGGAGCCUGAGCUGAUGGAACGUUGGUGGCAACGGUGGUAG